AAACAAAGCAAGACUCCCAUGAGCUUGGGCCUGCAUUCGUAUUGAAAUGACGACCCGAGUUCAAAAAGGAGGAGCAAUAUUCAGGCCUGCUAUAAAGGCCAGGGCGCGCUCUACAGUUUCUGUUGAACCUUCAAGUCAACGGGAUAUUCGCGAAUCAGAUGCCCCCCCACAGACGUCCUUGGGAUCAAUAACUACGCUCCCGUCUGUCGAUGUAACCGAGUCCAAUCCUUCGCCUGAAAACCGCCAAGUCCAAAAUUCAUUUAGUUCUCCACCAGCGCUUUACUCUCAAUCGUCCCGCAACUCCCAGGCACCUCCAGUCUUAGCCGUGUCUUCUACAUCCGCGACUCGUGUAACCUCUUCAGUUCCUCCCCUAAAUUCUUCCACCAAAUUUCACCGAUUUCUUCCCGAUGCUGCAGCCCUGCCUGUCGUCGUUUCUGUGAAUCAAUCUAGCUCCUUCCCCUCUUCCCAGGCUAUAUCACAAGUACCAGAAUCUUUUUUGCAACCCCAGGAUCCGCCUACCUACAUUGAUCCUUCCUUGACCAGCACUUUUCCUAUUGCCCCAGUCGUCCCCAUUCCCGAAUUCGGUACAUUUGACCAGCAGCUGACAACAUUUCAGCACAUUCUGCAUAAUUCAGGUACUGGUAAUGUUCCACAACUGGCCCUGGAUGCUGAAAGCAUACUGAAACCACCGCGACAAUCUGCCAGGCGGAACGCAACCUCUGAAACGCCUGUUGCACUGGACUCACAACCACCGCAAGACAAGCAUGUGCAAAAUGGCAUUGUGUCAACCGAAACGCGAGGAAAGCGUACUAAGAAGGACUUCCAGAAGGAGAGUCGGGAGCAGAAGCCGACUCGAAAGCGGAGGAAGUUGCAGAAAGAAGAUAAUAUAGUUGAGCCUGAACUCGACUCUGGAACCCCAACUCCCAAAAGGCGGAGACGAAGCUCGAGUGCCAAACUUCCCCCGCGGAGAAAACGGUCACCGUCUUUACCUCCCUUCGACCCAAAUAUUGACCCUGGCGAAGAGAUCGAUCCAACUGUUGUGACUAUGGCCCUUCUUUGUCAGGAUACAGGUCAAGGUCGUAUCAGCAGCAAAGCGGCCGAGAUUCAAGGCAAUCACACAGCCUGGAAAGCCCGGAAUAGGGAGAGACGGGCAAGAAUGAAAGUCCUGAUGGAGAGGAAGAAAUACGGACACCCGGAAAGUGACGAAGAGAGGGAUUCGACAGAAGUCAAUGCCAAUAAGCAAGGUUCUGCAGAGCUGCCUUCGACCCCUACUGGCCCCGUUGCAUCCUCAUCUGCUGCAAUAGAUGAGACGGGUAAUGGUUUCGAUUAUUCCCAGGGUUUAACCACCAGUCGUUACAACGUUCAGGUGCGAAUUGGGCCAAACGGGGAAACUAUUAUCGACGAGGAAUCAUUGACCGUUGACCGCGACGAAAACGACGAGACUGAGAAUUACACUCACGUCAUAGAGUCGGAUACUACUAAAUUUACGAACUCUGGCACAUAUGGGAAGCGAUUCCGUGGCUCUCGGUGGAGUGCAGAAGAGACAGAAUUGUUCUAUGAUGCUCUCUCGCAAUACGGGGAAAACUACGAACUCAUCGCCUAUGUUUUACCUGGCCGUGACCGGAAGUCUUGCAAGAACAAGUUCAAGACGGAAGACAAGAAGAACCAUGCACGGAUCAAUUAUUGCUUGAACCAUAGCAAGCCGGUUGAUGUGGGAACGCUUUCGCGUAUGACGGGGAAGGAUUUCUCUGGUCCAGUGCCACAAAUCUUGGCGCCAACGCCAGCCAUGCCAGUUGCCGACAGACAGAGUGCUCCUGAUUCAGCUAUGGCAUCUACACAUACAACACCAACAAUCAGGAAACGUAGUCAAAGUCGGAAACCAGUCGUUACUGAUGACAUUCAAAUCGUCGGUCAAGCUGACAGUUUUGACAACUCAUGAUGUGUCUUCCGCGGGAUUUGUGUUAACACAUUAAACUUAUACACGUUUUAUCGUUAUUUUCUUUCGUAUGAGUAGUAGAAACAUAGAAGUUUAUAGGUAACGAAUUGCACACAGCAGAAUACAAAAUUGCGGUGAUCAUUGCAAAUGCCG
Molecule: messenger RNA, 2089 nt
Organism: Guyanagaster necrorhizus
Lineage: Eukaryota; Fungi; Basidiomycota; Agaricomycetes; Agaricales; Physalacriaceae
Exons: 4
Coding region: 47-1939 (630 amino acids)
Biological process (GO): RNA polymerase III preinitiation complex assembly
Cellular component (GO): transcription factor TFIIIB complex
Molecular function (GO): TFIIIC-class transcription factor complex binding
Source: RefSeq, a predicted model, not a curated record